GUUUUAAUGAUCAUUCUGUGACCAAGGUGAGAUCGAGUCUUUUUAACACAUAAUGUACGACUUUGAAGCAUAUUGUAGCUUACCCUUUUAACUAACUAAAGUGUGAUAUUUACCAUGUUCUUCAAAUCCAAGAUAUUUUGUUGUAAAGACUCCAGCAGACAUUGCAAAGAGAAGGAGAAAAUACUUCCAUACACGGUGCUGGUGGAAGUUGUCAGCUGAUUGAGGAUAGUUUGUUGUUCUCCGCUCAUGAGGGGCAUGGAGAUGUUGCGCCGCUCCUCAGUGUUUGCGGCUGAAGUCAUGGAGGUGUUUGAUCGAUCCCCGACGGAUAAGGAGCUGGUGUCUCAGUCAAAAGUGCUGUGCAGGGAUUACAUUCACUCCAGGCUCCACCGGGCUGGAAUCGGGUGGUCUAAACCGGAGCACGGACCAUCGGGAGGAACACUGGCUGAAGUAUCUUCAGUCCUGCUGUGGUUAGGUGACGAGCUGGAGUACCUGCGUCCAAAUGUAUACCGCAAUGUAGCACGACAGCUCAACAUUACUGUUGCCUCUGAGAAUAUCGUUUCUGAUGCAUUUUUGGCCGUCGCUGCAGAAAUUUUCUCCACAGGUGUAACUUGGGGGAAGAUUGUGUCUCUGUACGCAGUGGCUGGAGCUUUAGCUGUGGACUGUGUCCGGCAUGGCCAUCCAGCCAUGGUACACACCAUUGUUGACUGUAUGGGAGAGUUUGUCCGCAAGAGCCUUGUGUCCUGGUUAAAAAGGAGAGGAGGCUGGACAGAUAUCACAAAGUGUGUAGUCAAUACAGACCCCAGUUUCCGUUCUCACUGGUUAGUGGCAGCUGCCUGCGCCUGCGGUCACUACUUCAAGGUUGUGGUAUUCUAUCUGCUUAGGGAAAAAUGAAGGGUGACAUUAGGAAGUGAUGGACUGCUGGACUCUGGCAGAAGGGGUCUCUACUCACCACUUCAGUCUUUCACUGCUCUUGAUGUGUUUACGCUUGCACAGAGUUUGCACUUUUACUUUAAUGGACACUCUUGGGCUCCAGGAUGGACCGUUAUCUUCGAGGCUUUGUUAUAUGUUUAACCUGGCCUCUUGCACUCUUAAGGCAUUCCUUGCUGUUACUAGUUCUUUCUGAACAUAGUGCUGAUAUGUAGAAUGUCAAGUCCAGUGGGACACAACUUAGUGGAAGCUACCAUGACCUUUGUAUUUGCAGUGGAAUAUAAUGCUUGUGCAAUGAAUAUGUACUUGGCUUGAUACUACCUAGCCCAACGUUGGCUUAUUAGAUGUUUUUUGUAAUUGAUCUUGCAUUUUUCAAUGUCUUAAAUUGAUCUCAGCUGGAUUAGAAAAUCCAGUUGAGAUCCAAAAUGCAGUUUAAUAAACCUAUAAGCAAAUUGCUUUAAGUGGAAUGGAUAUCAAAGGAUUAUACUCCUUUAUAUUUCACAAAUGAAAUGUUUAUUAAGGGUUUAAUUAUGAAAUUGGCCACAGGAGAGUGAAAGUAUGUAAAAACAGAUUUUGGUUGGCUUAUAAUCAAAUAUUAUUUGAAUUAUGCUCACCACUGAGCAAGCAGAGAAUAUGCAAAUGAUCUGUAAUAUUUCAUUUCAUGUUAUAUUUCAAGUCUGGACCUGUCAACCAGUAUAUGACUGCCUCAACAGUCCUGAGCAUUCAACAGUCAUGUAUGGGCUGUUUUUUUUGUAUUUAUUUUUCUUGUUAUUUGUUCUUCCCCUUAUGUUUCAUUUGUUGUGUUAUUUCUGGUAUUGCUGGUACCACCCUGAAAAACUGUAAGAUAUUAUGAA
This is a messenger RNA of Xyrauchen texanus (razorback sucker), 1781 nucleotides long. RefSeq names its product BCL2 family apoptosis regulator BOK a (gene boka). The record is from RefSeq and is a predicted model, not a curated record. Gene Ontology annotation, molecular function: protein heterodimerization activity; protein homodimerization activity. The transcript has 5 exons. Bases 247 to 891 code for a protein of 214 amino acids. Lineage: Eukaryota; Metazoa; Chordata; Actinopteri; Cypriniformes; Catostomidae. Gene Ontology annotation, biological process: regulation of apoptotic process; intrinsic apoptotic signaling pathway in response to DNA damage; extrinsic apoptotic signaling pathway in absence of ligand. Gene Ontology annotation, cellular component: mitochondrial outer membrane.